This is a messenger RNA of Paraglomus occultum, 381 nucleotides long. Lineage: Eukaryota; Fungi; Glomeromycota; Glomeromycetes; Paraglomerales; Paraglomeraceae. The record is from the annotation of a GenBank genome assembly.
AUGACUGCACAACAACUCUGCCUGAUUGGACGUGGAUAUUUAGGACUGGACAGUCUUGCUCUUGGUCAUGUUGAAGUAUUGAAGACUCCGUUGUUGCUUGCAUUACUCCUGUCGAUAUCGAAGAAAUCGCUUAAAUGUAGUCUGGCAAAGCAAUUUGAAGAAGGCGUGCGGAAAGCAAUGAAUUGGAACAUUGAAGCAAUCGUAGACAAGGCACAUGGUUUGGUACCUUCCGUCGACGUCAUGAACUUAAUGCCACGCGCAUUCCCCGCCUUCUUUCUUCUCCCAAGACAGUCUCCUUUUAUUAUCAAGCCUCGCUUUGCGAUCCACGUUAGAGAUACCGCAGAGGAGCAGUUGACAUUUUUGAACGCAAAAACUUCAUAA